GCGCGCGUGGGUUGGAGGAACAAAGUUUGUGAUGGUCAUGAUAACAAAUGGAUCUCCAAUUGCUUUUGACACAUUUUCCUGUCGUCAGUAGAUCAACGAUAGUUCUGUUCUUCUUGUUUGGUGGCAACAGUCGGAAUCAUGCCAAAGAACGAUACUCAACCUCUUUUAGGAGGAAGUGAUAACUUCUACAACAAUAAAACUGAAGACAAAUCCCAAGUUUCAGUAAUUAAGAAGAAUUUAUCUUAUUUAAUUCAUGUUAUUACUUUUGGUGUUAUUGGAUAUCUUUUAUUCUUUAACCAUGAUUCAAAGGCUGAGAAUGUAACUUUUAAUCCUAAAGGAAAGAAGAAUGUUAUUUUCAUGGUGACUGAUGGUAUGGGACCAGCUUCCUUAUCUUUAGCAAGGUCAUUUAGACAAUUCAGAGAUAAGUUACCAAUUGAUGACAUUUUAACCAUCGAUAGAUAUUUAGUAGGUUCAUCCAGAACCAGAUCAAGUAAUUCAUUAGUAACUGAUUCUGCUGCUGGUGCAACUGCUUUUGCAUGUGGUUUAAAAUCUUACAAUGGUGCUAUUGGUGUUACUCCAAAUAAGCAACCUUGUGGAACUAUCUUAGAAGCACUUAAGUUACAAGGUUAUUAUACUGGUUUAGUUGUUACCACCAGAAUCACUGAUGCCACUCCAGCUUCUUUCAGUUCUCAUGUUGAUUAUAGAUUCCAAGAAGAUUUAAUUGCUGAACAUCAAUUAGGUGAAUACCCAUUAGGUAGAACUGUUGAUUUAAUCUUAGGUGGUGGUAGAUGUCAUUUCUAUCCAAACUCAAUCCCAGGAGGUUGUCGUGGUGAUAAGAGAAAUUUAAUCGAUGAAGCUCAAGAAAAGGGUGGAUGGAGUUAUGUUGGUAAUAGAGAUCAAUUUGAUCAAUUACAAGGAGGUAAAAAUGUCACUUUACCAUUAUUAGGUUUAUUAGCCGAUACUGAUAUUCCUUAUGACAUUGAUCGUGAUUCUAAAGUUUAUCCAUCAUUAGCUGAACAAGUUAAAGUUGCUUUAACCGCUUUAUCCAAAGCUACUGAAGAUUCUGAACAAGGUUUCUUCUUAUUAAUCGAAGGAUCAAGAAUUGAUCACGCUGGUCAUCAUAAUGAUCCUGCUGCUCAAGUUAGAGAAGUCUUAGCUUAUGAUGCUGCCUUCAGAGAAGUGAUUAAAUUCAUUGACGAAAGUGAAACUGAAACCAUUGCUAUCUCCACCAGUGACCAUGAAACUGGUGGUUUAGUUACUGCCAGACAAACUUCUCCAAAUUACCCUGAUUAUUUAUGGUACCCAGAAAUUUUACUCAACAGUCAACAUUCAGGUGAUUUCUUAGCCAGAAAAUUAACCAGUUUUAAAAACAAAGAAGAUAGCAAAGCUUUAGAUAAAUUCAUUAAAGAAGAAAUCUUAGAAAAAGAUAUGGGUAUUACUAAUUAUAAAGAUGCCGAAAUUGAAUUAAUCAAGAAAAAAAUCAAUAACCAAGGUGAAUUAUUAUACGUUUUGAAUGAUAUUCUUUCAUUCAGAUCUCAAACUGGUUGGACCACACAUGGUCAUUCUGCUGUUGACGUUAAUAUUUAUGCUUAUACCAACUCUCCAGCUCUUAAGAAUAAAUUAUAUUCUCAUAGAGCUUAUGAUGGAUUAUUAGGUAACCAUGAAAACAUUGAAAUUGGAUCUUUCAUGGAAACUAUUACUGGUACUGAUCUUAGCGCUAUUACUAAAUUAGUUCAAAGCACUAAACAUUCUCCCGCUGCCAACGUCUUAGCUGAAGCUAUUGAAAAUGGCUUAAUUGGGGAUGAUUUACAUUCUCAUAUAAAAUAAAGUUAGUGUUCCCAAAUUUAUAUACCUUUUAUACA
This is a messenger RNA of Scheffersomyces coipomensis, 1862 nucleotides long. Its product is annotated as alkaline phosphatase. Gene Ontology annotation, cellular component: fungal-type vacuole membrane. The record is from RefSeq and is a predicted model, not a curated record. Gene Ontology annotation, biological process: dephosphorylation. The coding region runs from base 139 to 1827 and encodes 562 amino acids. NCBI's taxonomy places the organism in Eukaryota, Fungi, Ascomycota, Pichiomycetes, Serinales, Debaryomycetaceae. Gene Ontology annotation, molecular function: alkaline phosphatase activity. The transcript has a single exon.